AUGUCUAAACACGGGUUCCACGACUCUGUGUCGCUGAUGACGUCGUUUGCCAACUCUCAGCGCCAAAAACCCUACAGAAACAUCACCAGAAGCGAUACCAACACCACCGACAUGGCCCUGAUGGUAGACACCCAAAGUCUUCGAACAAUCGACCAGCUCUCCACGGCACGGCCAAGCGUCACGAUGCUGGACAAGUUGUGGACGCAGAUCGACGUGUUGGACGAUGUGAAGCGGAUGGCGCAAGAUGUUCGGGAGAGGGGCACGUUUCUCAACGAGGAGUUCGGGCAGAAGCUAGUUGAAAUGAAGGAAGCACAGCAGCGGCUUCUAGAUGUAAUGAAUCGGCACCAAGAGCUCAGUGAAAAGAGCCGGCAAAGCAUGAAGGAGCAGCUCGAGCAAGGACCCAUAGAGCGGAUGGAGGAAGAAGCUAUUCGCAAGGAUAAUGAAGAGAAACAGAAGAAAAUGCAUGAUUUUUUCUUUGGCGACGACCAGGAGUACGGAGCGGAGGAAUCCAAGGAUUUUGAUGAGCUUAAUGGCUACGUUGAUGACGUGAGGAAUCUGUUGGCUCAAAUCGCAGAAAGCAUGGCCAGGUUCGAUGACACCACCAAGGAUUUGUGGUAA
Candidozyma auris is the source of this 618-nucleotide messenger RNA. RefSeq lists its product as uncharacterized. The transcript has a single exon. The coding region runs from base 1 to 618 and encodes 205 amino acids. NCBI's taxonomy places the organism in Eukaryota, Fungi, Ascomycota, Pichiomycetes, Serinales, Metschnikowiaceae. The record is from RefSeq and is a predicted model, not a curated record.